GACAGAUCGACACUCACAACCUCACAAUAUUCCAUGUACAAAUACUAUUUUGUUGUUAUGUUACACUACGAUAUAUAACGUAUUUGUGAAGAUACUAUAUGUCGUCGGUAAAGUCGACACUCCUGAUGUGCCGACCUGUGUGAAAUCGUCAACAAGAAGAACAAGCAUUUAACCAAUACACUUCCAGGUCUACCAUAGUUAUGGGUAACUGUGUAUGUUGUAAAGUGUGCGAAGAUGACGCCAAGGCCGAGGCUAGUCCGUCAGAAAGGGAGCCGUUACUUAGCGAUCGUGAUCAGCGAGAAAAUUCAAGAGGAAAGCAGCCUGAUGUCAAAACUGCUGCAGGAACGUCAACAAGCCCUUACCAGUCUGCAGCUGAAAGGCAUGGAAAACUUAAAAGCGCUGUGACGGGAACAGAAGGGCUUCUGGCUCACGCAAAACAAUUAGCGUCGACGACAAAACAGUUUACUAGUGAAAGUGACAAGGAAGGUACUAAACAAAAACAAUCCUAUCUCAGGAAACUAAAAACCAAGAAGAGAAAAAUACCGAGUUACGCGCAUGACAAUGAUGACUCCACCGAUGACGAUGAAGGCAGUAGCAAUGAAAUGCAACCUAGCACAGAACAGAUUAUUGGUACGAAUGUACAGGAGUUCAGUAAACAAAAACUAGGCAUAUGGAAGAAAAUGAAGAGAAAACUUUAUAAAAAAGACGAAGAAGAUAGUGAUAUUGAGAACACAUCAGCGCCGGAAACUUCACAACAGUCUGUCGGUGAAAGCAGUAAACGGACAAAAGGCAGAUUACGAUUGUGGAAUAAAAAGAAGAAAAAACGAAAGAAGCAAAAUAAAGAUGGUGAAAAUUCAACAGCUCAUGCUACCGGAGUAAGUAACACUGAUACGUCACAUGCUGCCCAGGAUUUGAAUGAACCCAGUCAGUUAUUUGCUGAAAUGAAGACCACUGAAGAUGACUAUGAAGACAGGUUAGAACAGGCACAGACAGACGUAGCUGAAUUGUUAUUAAAUACAAAACAGAUUGCCAAGAAAUUAGAGAAAUGGUCUUAA
This is a messenger RNA of Saccoglossus kowalevskii, 1055 nucleotides long. RefSeq lists its product as uncharacterized. The record is from RefSeq and is a predicted model, not a curated record. Lineage: Eukaryota; Metazoa; Hemichordata; Enteropneusta; Harrimaniidae.